Molecule: messenger RNA, 333 nt
Organism: Prunus armeniaca (apricot)
Lineage: Eukaryota; Viridiplantae; Streptophyta; Magnoliopsida; Rosales; Rosaceae
Source: the annotation of a GenBank genome assembly
AUGCUUCAACAUGAGGUUCGGCUACCUUUACAGCCUCCCAUUCAGAGGAUUCUUGCCCAAUUGGGUUUCACCCCAGGUCAAUACAAUCCCAACUUUUGGGUAGCCUUUAUGAGUGUAAUCGUGGCCUUCAGUCUUUCCGAGGAAAGGGAGCCAACCUACGAGCCAUUCUCGUACUUAUACAAUGUCACCAAGUCGAACUGCGCUAGGCAUGGAAGUUGGGUUCAAGCUAACUGCCUCCGAGCUUCCGAGCAUGGCCACUUCAUUAAGGUUGUACCAACUUCUCAGAAGUCAUGGAGGAAUCGGAGGGUCCUUUUGUCCGGUGACUGUGAGUAA